Molecule: messenger RNA, 1671 nt
Organism: Aspergillus saccharolyticus JOP 1030-1
Lineage: Eukaryota; Fungi; Ascomycota; Eurotiomycetes; Eurotiales; Aspergillaceae
Product: bifunctional AAA family ATPase chaperone/translocase BCS1
Exons: 2
Coding region: 13-1569 (518 amino acids)
Biological process (GO): mitochondrial respiratory chain complex III assembly; protein insertion into mitochondrial inner membrane from matrix
Cellular component (GO): mitochondrial inner membrane
Molecular function (GO): ATP hydrolysis activity; ATP binding
Source: RefSeq, a predicted model, not a curated record
CUUCAAGAAGUCAUGAAUGAUCCGGCGGUGGCGGUGCAGGCUGAUUGUUCAUCUCUUGGUAUGGACCCCAAUGGAUCGUCUAGCACGCCAGGGCUGCCGUCGCCUGGCGAGGUGAUCGCGCAGCAACGCAAAGAUGCGAUGCAGGCGGCGGGCCAGUCCUCAAGCGAUGCCGGGCUUCUCUCGCAGCUUACCAGCAAUCCUUUCUUCACAGCGGGCUUCGGUCUCGCCGGUCUAGGAGCCGCUGCAAGUCUAGCGCAAAAGGGACUCCGCCAUGGCGCCGCGCUUCUCCGCCGGCGCAUGCUCGUUGACGUCGAAAUCAGCGUCAAGGACGAGUCGUACCCGUGGUUUCUGCACUGGAUGACCCUAUACCAAAGUGCCCAGAUCACCCCGACUCGCGCCGCGGCGGCCAGCAGGUCUGGCUUCAUGGAAUCGCUCCUCCGGAAACUGACCCCGGGCACGCGCCACCUCUCCAUCCAAACGCAGAAAGUCGAACACACCAACGGCGCCAUUCACGCUCAAUUCGCGCUGGUCCCUGGUAUGGGGCACCACGUGCUGAGAUAUCACAAUGCGUUCAUCUUUGUCAAUCGGAUGCGCGAGUCCAAGUCGGUGGACUUGAAGACUGGGCAGCCGUGGGAGACGAUCACCCUGACAACGCUCUACGCCCACCGCCACGUUUUUGAGGAGAUCUUCCGGGAGGCGCACGCGUAUGCGGUCCAGGCGCACGAGGGCAAGACAACCAUCUACAACAGCUGGGGCACGGAGUGGAAACCAUUCGGGAAGCCGCGGACCAAGCGACCGUUAGAGUCCGUGAUCCUCGACGAGGGGGUCAAGGAACGGAUCGUGGCGGAUGUCAAGGACUUCACCGCGAGCUCGAAGUGGUACCAGGACCGUGGCAUCCCUUACCGACGGGGAUAUCUGCUUUACGGGCCUCCUGGUACGGGCAAAAGCUCCUUCAUCCAGGCGUUGGCUGGGGAGCUGGACUAUGACAUUGCCAUUUUGAAUCUGAGCGAACGUGGUUUGACCGAUGAUCGGCUGAACCAUCUGCUGACUAUUCUUCCCAACCGCACGCUCGUCUUGCUGGAGGAUGUGGACGCGGCCUUCUCCAACCGUCGGACGCAGACCGAUGAGGACGGGUAUCGCGGGGCCAAUGUGACGUUUUCGGGGUUGCUCAAUGCAUUGGAUGGAGUGGCAAGUGCCGAGGAACGCAUCAUUUUUUUGACUACCAACCACGUCGAACGGCUGGAUGAGGCCCUGGUGAGACCGGGCCGCGUGGACAUGACUGUCCGUCUGGGUGAGGUCACUCGCUAUCAGGUCGGUCGUUUGUGGGAUCGGUUCUAUGGGGAGCUGGAACACAGCGGCCGCUACCGCCAGGCAUUCCUCGACCGGCUGCAAGAGCUGGGGCUUAUUGAGGACGAGCAUGGAGAGAAAGCAGAUCUGUCGCGGAGCACCAGUGCUGCCGCUUUGCAGGGCUUGUUCCUCUACAACAAGGGCAACAUGGAAGGCGCCAUUGCUAUGGCCGAAGGACUUAUGUUUCGGGUCCAUGCUGAAGCUAUGGAUCCAAGCAGCUGAAGAUGUUGAAGGUGGAUUAUAGACUGUGUCGUAUGUAAAUUAGAACUGAGCACGGAUUCAUGUAUAAGUCAUAGUAAUCAAUUGGCAGCAAUUGAUCUUGUC